Letharia lupina is the source of this 750-nucleotide messenger RNA. RefSeq lists its product as uncharacterized. Lineage: Eukaryota; Fungi; Ascomycota; Lecanoromycetes; Lecanorales; Parmeliaceae. The record is from RefSeq and is a predicted model, not a curated record. Bases 1 to 750 code for a protein of 249 amino acids. The transcript has 3 exons.
AUGUCUCCCUCAGCACCCAUCACCAAGCUUCCAGCAGAGCUCCUUCAAGCCAUCGCUGACAACCUUGAUAUUGAAGAGUACAUGGUCCUGAGAAGAUCUUAUCCUCAGGUCUGGCAAUCUCUCAAACCUCCCGCCCUUUCCAAUCUCCUGAAACUCGAAUUCUCCGCCUUCGCUAUUGAGCACAAAGUCUUAGCCUGCCACAUUUGCUGCCGACUGCGUCCGCUCUGCAAGUUCGCCGAUGAUAUUGUACACCGAGGCAUGCUCAAGCGUAGCAGACCUGAGAGGUUUUGCAUUGACUGUGGGAUCGACAGCGGAUUUGAGGGUUAUGGGAGUGAUGAUUGGGUAGCUACCCUAGAUGGCGAGAUGCAUGCAAGAUGUCCAUUGUGUAGAGAUGUGGGAAGCGUGGGCAGACAUUACUCGCCUUCCACCAGAUGCGAGCUCACAGGAAGUAGCUUUGGCGAGUUGGUAGAUGAAGUUGCCUAUGCACUUCAGUCUAUGAGUCUCCUCAACACUCGCUACUUCGAUGGAGACCCCCCACUAACACGGUGGUUGUGGACUAUAUCCGACGACGCCCGCAUCCAAUUCCAGCACACCUUAAUGAAGGCCGUCUUUGGGGAACAAGCCGCUGCUAGCUUUGGACCUGCUUUGGAGCCUCCAUAUGUCCUGCCAGAUGACGAGCUCAUGACUGAGUUUGAUACCCAGAUGGAGACGGCAGAUGUCAGGGACUGGCUCAAGAAUGAGGGGUGGUGA